This is a messenger RNA of Medioppia subpectinata, 247 nucleotides long. Lineage: Eukaryota; Metazoa; Arthropoda; Arachnida; Sarcoptiformes; Oppiidae. The record is from the annotation of a GenBank genome assembly.
GUUUGAAUCGUAUAUCAAAUUAAGACAAAUAGGAGUUGUGGACAAUAUGUUGAUCACAAUCUUUGUGGACAUCGACGACAAAAACAAUUCCCGGCGUGUGUUAUACUUAGAUCAGCCAUCUUUGGGUCUCUUCGACAGAGAUCUGCUGUUGAAAGGGAUGAACGACACAUCGGUUUCGGCAUAUUUUGAUCUUAUGGUGAAAAGUGCUGUACUAUUGGGCGCCCAGAAAGACACGGCUCACAGACAG